AUGUCUCGCUUAACUGAAGAACGUAAUCAAGAUGCUACUGUCUACAUUGGUAAUCUUGAUGAACGUUGCACUGAAGCUCUGAUUUGGGAAUUAAUGCUUCAAGCAGGGCCUGUCGUCAACGUUCACUUACCAAAAGAUCGCGUAACUCAAACCCAUCAAGGAUAUGGGUUUUGUGAGUAUAUGAGUGAAGACGAUGCAGAUUAUGCUAUCAAAAUAAUGAAUCAGAUCAAGUUAUAUGGAAAGCCUAUACGUGCAACGUCGGAUAAGAAGAAUUUGGACGUGGGCGCUUCAUUAUUCAUAGGCAAUUUGGAUCCUGAUGUCGAUGAAAAAAUGUUAUAUGAUACUUUCAGUGCCUUUGGUGUGAUCGUGCAGACUCCAAAGAUUGCAAGAGAUCCCGAUACUGGUAAUAGUAAAGGAUAUGGGUUUAUUUCAUACGAUAAUUUCGAUUCUUCAGAUGCAGCAAUUGAUGCGAUGAAUGGGCAAUAUUUGAUGAACAAGUCAAUCACUGUGUCAUACGCGUUCAAAAAGGAUGGUAAAGGUGAAAGACAUGGAAGUGCUGCAGAACGAUUGUUGGCGGCUCAAGCAAAGAAAAAUCAAAGUUUGCCGAAUCGUUUAUUUGCGGACGUUCGUCCACCUACGAUUCCACACGGAGGAUAUCAUGCACCGGGAACAACUACACAGACGGCAACACAACCUCCACCUAGACCAUCUGUUAUAAAUGUAGCGCAAGCUCGUCCACCCCCACCACCUACAUUUGGAACUUCAACUCCUAAUCGACCUCCUUUUUCACCACCAUUACGUCCUCCUGGUCCUUACGGCCAGUAUCCGUCAUUUCAAGGUACCACAACAACUGGACAAGCUCCAAAUCCUUCUGCUCCACAAGGGUAUAAUGGAUAUGGUGCAGGAUUAUCACGGUGA
Messenger RNA from Funneliformis mosseae, 918 nucleotides. Lineage: Eukaryota; Fungi; Glomeromycota; Glomeromycetes; Glomerales; Glomeraceae. The record is from the annotation of a GenBank genome assembly.